This is a messenger RNA of Centrocercus urophasianus (Greater sage-grouse), 2542 nucleotides long. It is a transcript of the gene DCP1B, whose product is annotated as decapping mRNA 1B. Lineage: Eukaryota; Metazoa; Chordata; Aves; Galliformes; Phasianidae. Gene Ontology annotation, biological process: deadenylation-independent decapping of nuclear-transcribed mRNA; deadenylation-dependent decapping of nuclear-transcribed mRNA; positive regulation of catalytic activity. The transcript has 9 exons. The coding region runs from base 1 to 1821 and encodes 606 amino acids. The record is from RefSeq and is a predicted model, not a curated record. Gene Ontology annotation, cellular component: P-body. Gene Ontology annotation, molecular function: enzyme activator activity; mRNA binding.
AUGGCGGCGGCGGUGGCCGGGGCCGCCCUGCUGGGCAAGGGGCUGGACAUCAGCCUGGCGGCGCUGCAGCAGCACGACCCCUACAUCAGCAGCAUCGUGGACGUGGCCAGCCAGGUGGCGCUCUACACCUUCGGGCACCGCGCCAACGAGUGGGAGAAGACAGAUGUGGAAGGAACGCUGUUCGUUUAUACAAGAUCAGCUUCUCCAAGGCAUGGCUUCACAAUUAUGAACAGGCUGAGCAUGGAAAAUCGAACGGAACCAAUUACUAAAGACCUUGAUUUCCAGCUGCAGGACCCUUUUCUACUUUACAGAAAUGCCAGAUUGUCCAUAUAUGGGAUUUGGUUUUAUGAUAAGGAAGAAUGCCAAAGAAUUGCAGAGCUCAUGAAAAACCUAACUCAGCAAGAGCAAUUGAAAGCACAGCAGGCCACAGGAACAGGAGUGUCCCCUAUGGUCACGAAUUCUGCUAAUAACAAAGAAGUGGAUAUCUUACGGAUGCUUACCAAGGCCAAAGAUGAGUACACUAAGUGUAAGACCUGUUCUGAGCCAAAACAAAUAACUAGUUCCUCUGCAAUCUGUAGCAACCCCAACCUAAUCAAACCAAUUCCAGUGAAGCCUAGUGAAAAUCAACAUCAACGAAUAUCUCAGCAAAGCAAGAAUGCGGAUCCUGAACCACAACACUUGUCUUUGACAGCCCUGUUUGGAAAACAAGAGAAAACAGAUGUCACAGAACCACUUAAUAAACAGCAUCAAGAGAACCUUCCUGUUAGGCAGGGUGUGGUACGUUCUCUGUCCUAUGAAGAACCUAGCAGGCAUUCUCCCUGUGCAGAGAAACAGCUUUGCCCUGCUAUUCAAAAGCUGAUGGUGCGUGGGACAGACCUUCACCCGCUUGCUGAGUUUCCUGAGAACCGACUCUGUGAAAAUGGCAAUAUCCACCCUGUGGGUGAGACCUUCACAGGACUCUUCCAGCCUGUGACUUCUCGUGGCAUUGCAACAUCUCACGUAGUUCAGGAUGCUGCUGGUACUCAGAGCUUGUUACAGAAAUUGCAGAGUCAGUCAGGGUCGAUGACUAAAAUGGAUCCCAGUGCAACAGGAUCUGUGAACUCAACGGCUUCUGUGUUCAGCAGGACUCCUGCUGCUGUUGGAGCACCAGCAGCACAGAUGAAUAAUGUGACCCAGCCACCUUUGGUAUAUUUCAAUGGUUCCCUGCCAGGUCAGACUUUAGAGUCUCAGACGCUUGGUAAAGAACAGUCCAAACUUCCUAGACAGCCAGUUUCUCUCUCUGGCAAUCAGACAGCCAAUUCUGGGGUGAUAUCACCUCAGGAGUUAUUGAAGAAGCUCCAGAUCGUGCAACAAGAACAGUUGCAUGUAUCCAGCAGACCAACCUUGGCAGCUAAGUUUCCUGUUGUUACUCAGAACACCAACACCUUGAAACCACUGGAUUCCUGGAUAGAAAAGGCACCGGGUACGGAAAAGCAGAGCUCUCUCUUUCAGGUAAUCUCACCUCAGCGCAUUCCUGCCACUGUGACUCCUACCUUAUUGAUGUCCCCAAUGGUGUUCACUCAGCCCACACCUGCUGCACCAAAAGCCAAUGAAAGUGGGCUGUUAGCAGCAUCAAACCAAGAACCUGCUGCCAGCUCUGCUAACCUUCUCCUACCACUGCAAACCCCAGAGCCACCUGUGAUGACCAGCAGCUCAGUGACAAAGAUGCAGCUGCAGGAAACACUUCUACACCUGAUCCAGAACGACGACAAUUUCUUAAACAUUAUUUAUGAAGCGUAUCUCUUCAGUGUGAGAAAGGCAGCAAUGAAGAAAUCCAUGUGAAAGAUGUUUUGUUGGUUUAAAAAAAAAAAAAAAAACAACGAAAUUUUACUUCCUGAAUCCCAGGAAAAAAAGGCUUCCAAAUUUUCAACUAAUGUUACAUUUAAAGAAAUGAAUGGUCUUGGGUGCUUUGCAUACACACAGAAUUUGCUUGUUAGCAAGUGGGUGGAAAUGGAUUGUACCUUCAGGGAGAGGAGUGUCACAAUGCUGAAGACUUAAUUGCAAAAUAUUUUUCGUAGACUGGCCCAUACUUAGAAUUGGUUUUCCUGCAUAAAGUCACCGUUCUCAGAGUUCAGUUUCGUUUUUGACUUACAGCAUGGUUAUUCAUUGACUGGGUGCGUUUCCUCCAAUAUCACGUGCGACUUCCACGAUGAACGAUGCCCGUUUCUGACCACAUGGUGGCAAUGUUGGACUUUUUUUUAGGAAAGUGAAAAUCGGUGAAAUUUUGGAACUGAAAGUCUUAGGUAAACUGUUAUGUCACCUCACUUAGUUGUCUGCAGAGAGAUUUAGAAGAAAUGUCAUGACUAUCCCCCAAAAUUUUGUAGAGAAAUCUUUUUCUAUUUUAACAGAAAUAUUUUUAGCUAGCUGUAGAACUCUGCAGGUGUUUUGAUGAACUAGGGGGGAGGGUUUUGUUUGUGAAUGUACUUGCUAUCAGCAUAGCUUUGGGGUGGCACUGGAUUCAUGUUUCUAUUACUCCAGAUCCAAUCUGCGUUACUGUAAGCAA